UGUUUACUUCGUUACGUGCAGACGUCAAAGCGCAUACAUCGUAUCCCGGCAUGCAGCAGGAGGCCGUUGAGAGAUCCAGCAGCUGGUAGUGAGUUGCUCGUUCGCCCAGCAGGCAACAGCCAACGGUCAACACAGCACACACAUUUCCCACUCCAUGUGAGAAAAACGGAGCCGUCUACCUUACAGGCGACUGAGAAAUAUGCUGUUCGGGCGCCUGGCGUGUUACCGCAGCGGCUUUUGAGUCAUCAUUGUCACACCGUUUUCAUUUUGGAGGAUUCCUCCCUCCAUCCACCGGAUCGCACCGAACAGGCAAUGACAACGGUCUCAGCAACCCCGCAGCAGAUGAGGGACCGGCUGGUGCAGGCCAUCGACAGUCACAGCAAUAUAUGCAAUAUGGUGGCUGUAAUGGAGGUAAUUUCCGGUCUUGAAAAGUUUCCUAUCACCAAAGAAGCACUUGAGGAAACUCGACUAGGAAAAUUGAUUAAUGAUGUAAGGAAGAAGACCAAGAAUGAAGACCUUGCUAAGCGUGCUAAGAAACUCUUAAGGGCCUGGCAAAGGCUGAUUGAACCUGGGCCAGCUGUGGCUGCCACCGCCCCUGGGUCUACCAAUGGCAGUUCUCAUCCCUGCAGAACAGAUGCCUCUCCUCCUGACAUUUCUGUGUCAGGGAAGGGUGUCCCUGAAGUCAAAAUCAGAAACGAUGUUCACAACACAUACUCGCCAAAAGCUGAGAAAUCAAGCAGCCGCAAACGCCGGGCAGAGAACAGAGACAGUGGAGUGCACUUACCAGAAAAAAUCUCCAAGUUGUCUUCGUUUGAUAACUCAGUUUCCCCACCUCCCACCAAUGGGAUUGCAGGCAGCCCUGACGCCCUGCCUGACCAGCAGGUCAUCCCGUCUCCUGACAGAUCUCGGAUAGAGCACCUUGAUAAUGAUAAAAUCAACCGAAUUCCAGUUAAUGCUGUCAAGCCUCGCCCAAGCUCCCCUGGAGUGGCCAAACUACCUAGCACUUCCUCUAUGAUCAAAGUUGCUGUGAUGCAGCAACAGGCUAGAUUGGAUGAAGGAGGAGGAGGAGCAGGGUAUUAUCAAGCCAAAAGUCCCCGUGGCCUCACUACCAGUCCAAGGAGCAUGAAGCAAGACACAGUGACCAAGCGCCCUUCAGCAUAUGCACCUAAAGGAACACCUAUCCCAAGCCCUUCCUCUAGGGACUCUCCCUUGUCUUUGUCCCAGCCUCUAUCCUCCUCAACCUCCUCUACCCAAGCAUCUUACGCUGACAAGCUGCCACAUUCUUCUCAGAGGCCUUCAAUGCAUUGGCCAAGUUCGUCAGAAGUCCCCUCUCAUUGCCCACCACAAGACAUAUCUGUAACACUGGAAUCCCCGUCAGUAUCCCUUUCACCCUCUCACCCCCAACACAACACAAAACUACACAGACCGACAUCUGAGGGAACCGUUACUGUGUUUGAUGAGACAGACGGGACAAGUGUUCCCAACUCGGAGCAUAAGCGAAGGAAGUACAGGCCAAGAGACUACUCUGUCAACCUAGAUGGCCAGAAAAUAGAGGACACGACUAAACCUGUACGGUUAAAAGAACGCAGAUUAACAUUUGACCCUGUCACCGGUCAGAUCAAACAUCUGGUACAUAAAGAACCUUCUCAAACAGAGGAAGCCCCCACUCCUGAGUCUAGGCAGAGAACUGAAAGCACUGUACAACAGCCCGCUGUCCCGACCCCAGUCCCAAUAGCAGUCCCAGCCCUGGCUCCGGCCCCUGCGCCAGGUCCCAGCCCUAACCCUUUCCAUCAGACAAACUGGAAGGAGCUGUCCAGAAAUGAAAUCAUCCAGUCCUACUUCAACCUUCAGAGUAAUGCGCUCACCUCCUCUGGGGUCCAGGCCCAAAGUGCACACUUUUUCAUGUCAGAGUAUCUGAAAAGGGAAGAACAGGAUAUCAAGGACUCACGGAAGAUACAUGUUUUGCAGACUAACAGCUCAGUAGGAGAUUUACCGGGCCUGAGCCGUGAGGUGACGGACGGGGAUCUGGAAAGGGUACAAACACAGCACUGGCCGGGGGUGAACGGUUGUUAUGACACAGAAGGCACCUGGUUUGAUUGGACAGAGUGCAUAUCAUUGGACCCUCAUGGGGAUGAAAGCAAAUUGAACAUCCUGCCAUAUAUUUGCCUAGACUGAGGGGUUUGGGAAGGUUGCUGUCCUUUUCCACUCCUUUCGCCGUCUCCCCACAAAGACGAGAUACUUUGUGAUUUUGUUUGUCCACUGUGAGUUCGGCAAAAGCCAGGCCUGCUAAACUCCCUCCCCAUGCCUCUUCCUCCUUUCUGUGAUAAUCUAAUGAGAUUUUGGUAUAAAAAAAAGAGUAAAGAUUAAAAUAAGUUAAGUUUGUAAUACCAAGGGCUGUUUCUGUUUUAUUUUUCAAAACUGAAAGCCACAGGAAUGACGAGGCCCUAGUUACAGAGUGCUGCUACUAACACUGAAGGCAAGAAUGCGAUAACUGAACUAUCCCAGACAACCGGAAAUGGUGUUAUGUGAAUUUUUGAUGUUCUGAAUCGUACCUCUAUUUCAGGCUCACUGGGAUGAUGCUGUUUUUUUUUUUUAACCUUCUAGUUUCUAAUGAGGAAUUACAAUCUAGGGUUAAGUUUGAGGGACGGCCCGGGUUUAGCUGUCCUGUCCAGGCCGCCAUGUUGGUGCCCAGAAAGGUGUUGGUAGAUCUAGCACAGGUAGAGCCGAACAUGUCCAGAGUAUUGGAUCAUAUUUGGUAAUUACAAGAAGCUUUAUGUGAGAUAUAAAGAGUAAAUUAUAAAUUUCUUAUCAUGUAUACAUCUAUUUAUUUUGACCUGUUCAUUUAUGGGACGUUCAUCCAAUCAGACGUUCAGAAACCUAAUAGAUCUGUUUUGUUUUCCACUGUUAGCAUCACAACGCUGUCAACCUGAGCUUCACUGUUAAAGGGGCAUACAAAUCUUUUCGCAUGGUCUUUCUUUAAGACUGGCCGAUGCAUUUGGUCAUUAACAUUCCAUACUCUACUUUCACUCUCUGUCUCAUCACACAGCUCCUGUAUGCCAUCUUAACUCUCAAGAAGAAAUGGAUCACAAAAGUCUUUGGGUUUCAAAAUGGUUUCAUCAAAAAUAGUGUGGUACUAAUUAAUUCAGCUAAAGUGAAAAAUUCCCGCUUCAUACUAAUUCUCUCCCAAGCUUAAAAUAUUGAAUGUCAAAUCAGAUGGUGCUGAUCAAUAAUUACAUUUUAGAGACAAACAGGGAAAUUAUAUGAAUGCUGGGACUCACUUCGUUUCCUUUACUUUAGAUAUUUUUUUGCCUUCUGGAAGUCCAUCACAAUAUUUUUGAGUUAAACAGCCUUGGUGAAUGUACAGGACCUUUUGCACUUAUUCAUAAGUUGACAACUUUUUGGUCAUUUCAUCACUGACUGAAUUUCAAAUGUGAAUAGUGACUGAUGCUCCCACAAUCUAUGUGCUCACAGUUUAUUCAGAUUUUUUUGAAUGCCGUUUAGAAAACAUUUCAGAUGCCAUUUUUAGGAGCAUUUCUUUUGCCGCAAUUUUGUCAAUAAGCAAACAAACGGAGAUGGAAAGUUGUGCAUCAGAUAUUCAUGGCAUUUUCCAUGUGACAAGCUAAUAUGUGAUUUUGAUUUCCCUUUAUACUCAUCAGUCACUACCACUUUUUCCUCACAUGACUUAAAUUAAGAGUGGCUUCUGCGCAGCCUCUGUCCAGUCUUUCUUUCAGUCAUUCAUCCCUACCAAUGUGCCUUGGUAAAUGGUAAAUCUGGAUUUGCUUCCGCAUAAAACAUAAACUGUCCAUGGAGCUGGGUGUAUGUGCCAGAAUUGCAAAUCCCAUGAUCAAUACGACGCUGUUAUAGGCCCCGUUUCUGUUACUUUUUGUAUACACUGAUCUAGAGGGUGAAGCUGCAGACGAUGAGAAACUGCAUAACAACGCAGCUGGCAAUAAAGAAAAAGUGCUACAACUGGUUGAUAAGGAUAUGUUUUCUGGAGUUUUGACAGGGGCGUCUUUAUUUGUUCAGUGUCUAACAUCUCAAUUGUUUGAAAAAUAAAAUGAUCUAAAUCUUCAGCUCA
Messenger RNA from Cottoperca gobio, 4078 nucleotides. It is a transcript of the gene crsp7, whose product is annotated as cofactor required for Sp1 transcriptional activation, subunit 7. Gene Ontology annotation, molecular function: transcription coregulator activity. The transcript has 3 exons. Gene Ontology annotation, cellular component: core mediator complex; nucleus; mediator complex. The record is from RefSeq and is a predicted model, not a curated record. Gene Ontology annotation, biological process: positive regulation of gene expression; regulation of transcription by RNA polymerase II. Lineage: Eukaryota; Metazoa; Chordata; Actinopteri; Perciformes; Bovichtidae. The coding region runs from base 313 to 2175 and encodes 620 amino acids.